Molecule: messenger RNA, 3041 nt
Organism: Paramormyrops kingsleyae
Lineage: Eukaryota; Metazoa; Chordata; Actinopteri; Osteoglossiformes; Mormyridae
Source: RefSeq, a predicted model, not a curated record
CCAUGACAUGGAGUUCGCCAGUGUUUUUGAUCAUCCCCAGUUCACUGGAGGUGCCCCUACUCAGGACCUCAGAGCCCUCUCCGAGUCCACUGCUACUUCAGCUCCCACGUCAGCUUCCACUCUCCAUCCAGAGGCGACUGCCACCUCACACUUAGAUGCCCUGCUGGAUAUUCCUGCCCCCACUACGCUGUACCAGCCCCCACCCUCUGUGCAGUCUCCUUUUCCCCAAAUUUCAACACCCAGUCACCCCAAGCUCCACCAAACCGUGUUAUCUGGUCAUGCGCAGUGCUGGGAGGGCCAGGCUUCAUCGGCAUGCGAUGCUGCGGAAGAUGUAGACUGCCCUCGACAGUCGCCCUUUGUCCCAUCUCAGCAGCAGCAGUCACAGCUUGCGGUCAGCCAUCACAGUCUGGAUGAGUACUCAGCGGUCCACAGUCAUCAUCCUUCACAGCCCACCUCCAGUCUUACAGCUCCUCAGCAGUCAGCCACACACGCAGCCCAGGCUCAAAGUCCGCCCACCGACUCCCUGCUGGCCACGUCGUCAUGUCCCUCCACGCAGAUUUUUUCUCCGCACGCUCAGCAAGUUCCUCUGUUCCUCCAGCCCCAGUUCAUCAAAACAGACUCAUUGUUACUCACCUCCCGUGCUGUGAAGCCUCCUUGUGUUACCUGUGCUCCUGUUCAGACUACAUCUCUACAGGCUCUGAUAAAUGGUGGCGCCAUCUUGACCACUGUGCCCAUCAUGGUGGAUGCAGAGAAGCUCCCAAUUAGCCGCAUAUCUUCAGCUGGCAAACCAUCAAACAAGGGAGAGAAGCGUACGGCCCACAAUGCCAUAGAAAAGCGAUACCGCAACUCAAUCAAUAACAAGAUCAUUGAGCUUAAAGACUUAGUAGCUGGAACUGAGGCCAAGCUGAAUAAGUCGUCGGUAUUGAGAAAGGCGAUCGACUACAUCCGCUUCCUCCAGCAGUCUAAUCAGAAGCUGAAGCAAGAGAAUAUGGCUCUCAAGAUGGCCACCCAGAAAAACAGAUCUCUGAAAGAUCUGGUGGCCCUGGAGGUCGAGGGCCCGACCUGCGGCGUGACGAGCGAGCUGCUCACGCCACCGCCCUCUAAUGCAGGGUCACCUCUGCACUGCGGCUCCUUCCCCCACUGCAGCAGUGACUCUGAGCCCAGCAGCCCUUUUGGGGGGCAGCCGAAGGUCUCCCGGCGUGAUGUGGCCAUGAUGGAUCGCUCUCGCGUAGCUCUCUGCAUCUUCACCUUCCUCUUCCUCUCCCUGAAUCCAAUGGGGUCCCUGCUGAGCAGGGGGAUGGGCGGCACGGGUACUGCGGGCACCACAGGGCGCACAGGGGCCAGUGGAUCAGGCCGCACCAUCAUGAGUGUGGAGAAUGGAGGAGAUGUGGAGGCGGCGGCGUGGCUGCACCCCGCGGUCCCUGUCCUCUGCGCUUGGCUUCUCAACGGCCUGCUGGUUGCUGCCGUCCUGGUGUGGCUGCUGGUGUAUGGGGAACCGCUGACCAGGCCCCACUCCGGCUCAUCUGUCCUGUUCUUGAAGCACUACAAGCAGGCCAAUGAGGACCUCGCCAAGGGAGACUUCGCCCGGGCCUCACAAAACUUUCAGACUUGUCUGGAGGUUCUGGGGCGUCCCCUGCCUGUGUCUCAGCUGGACCUGCUGUGUGGCGUCCUCUGGGCGGGACUGAGGCUGGGCCUGCAGUGGCUGUGGGUGGGCCGCUGGUUGGCGGGGAAGGCGGGCAGCCUUUGGCCGGACCCCCCCUCACAGAGCGAUGGUCGUGCCAGCUGCGCCAACGCUACGCUAGUUUACCACCGGCUGCACCAGCUGCACGUGAUGGGAAAGCUGGGAGGUGGCAGCCUCUCUGGCCUGCACGCAGCCCUGAGCGCGGUGAACCUGGCCGAGUGCUCGGGGGACAGGCUGACUGUGGCCACGCUGGCCCGGAUCCACGUCUGCGCCGCGCUGGGAGUCAAGGCCAGCCUGCCGCGGGGGCUGCGCUUCGCCGCCUGGGUAUUCCUGAGCAGCGCGCGUCGCGUCUGCCUCGCCCCUGGCUCUGGUACCCCCCCAGCCAUGCGCUGGCUCACUCACCCCCUGGGUCACCGCUUCUUCAUGGACGGGCAAUGGACUGUGCACGGCUCUCCAAGGGACAGUGUCUACAGCCAGGCCAGGAGCAGAGUGGAGCCCCUGGCCCAGGUGACACAGGCGUUCCGGGAGCACCUUCUGGAGAAGGCCCUGCUGUGUGUGCUCUCCUCACCGAAGGAGAAGACCCUCGUGGAGGGAGAGGGGGAGUAUUGCCAGGCUCUUGAGUACCUCCAGCUGCUCAUCAGCUUCUCGGACGCUGAGGCCUCCACGCAGUCUGUGGCCCCGGGGUCCGGCCUGGCAGCAGUCACUGGAUGCGACAUCCACUCCAAAUGGUGGGCCUCUACGAUGGUGGUCAUGAUCAGUUGGCUCCAAGGAGACAAAGAUGCUGCGGAGAGACUCUGUGCAGCUGUGGAGGACUUGCCUGUGAGCCUGCGGGCACAAGAGAACCCCUUGCCCAGAGCCGCCCACUACACAUUCAGGGCGAUACAGGCCAUCCAGGGUCAAAGGGAGAACUGGCAGCUGAGCCUGGGCUACAGUGAGAGGGCCAGCGGCCUCCUGAAGGACAGCCUGAGCCGGGACCCCCCCAGCUGUGCCGGGGUCAUCGACAAGCUACUGCAGGUGCUGCUGUGCGACCUCCUCCUGGUCACGCGUUCCACCGUGUGGCACCGUCAGCAAGGUGGUCUCCUCCCGGCCCCUGCUCAGCAGCUUCACGGCUUUCAGCAGGACCUGAGCUCCCUGAGGAAGCUGGUGCAGAGCUUUAGGCCGGGCACGCACAGGGUGAGGGCACCAGAUGCGGGGGGGAUGUGCACGGCAUGAGGCGGCUGAACCGUAAACUGAGCCACGCCUUAAAUAUUGCAUGCGGCCAUCAAAGUUUAACCUAAUUCCUUGAGUGCACAUUACAUUGACUGUUUGUACGACGUGGAGGGAAUGAAAUAUGGGGGGCGGGCAUUUGUGGGCACGUCUG